CUCGUGUACUCCCGCGAUACUUCGAGGGGGCCUUCGUUCGGCUAUUGUCGAUUUGAUCUGCGUAUUUAGGUCGGACGUUUCCUAACUUAAGUUGAAAGUUGUAAUUAUGGCUGAUGUUGUGCAGGAGUCUGAAGAUAAGCAGGAGGUGUUGGAUACGGUUGCUGAACAGGAAAAUGAAUCGCACGAAAAUGAAAACGGCGUGAAAGCCGAUGCUGAUGAAGUCCCAAAGCAGAAGUCGGAUCAGAAAGAAAAAACUGGCCACAGGAAAUCGAAUCGGUUUCACCCUUAUUCCAAGGAAAAGCAGGCCGGCUCUGGGGACAAGAAGGGUGUCAACAGAAACCGGGUGUUCAUUAGCAACAUCCCCUAUGAUAUGAAGUGGCAGGCAAUCAAAGAUCUAAUGAGAGAGAAAGUUGGUGAGGUUACAUACGUGGAGCUCUUUAAGGAUGCUGAAGGGAAAUCAAGGGGCUGCGGUGUUGUUGAGUUCAAAGAUGAAGAAUUUGUGAAGAAAGCAUUGGAUGUCAUGAACCGGUAUGACCUGAGUGGCAGACCUCUGAACAUCAAGGAGGAUCCCGACGGCGAGCACGCUCGCAGGGUGCUCCAGCGUGGUGCUGGGAUGUACUCGGGGGGGCGUGGCCCUGAGGGAGGUCCUUAUGGGAUGAACCUGCCCCCAUCCAUUGCCAACAAUCCCAACAUCCCUCCUGAGGUCAUACACUCUCUCCAGGCUGGCCGGUUGGGCUCCACCGUGUUUGUCGCCAAUCUUGACUUCAAAGUUGGCUGGAAGAAGCUGAAGGAGGUUUUCAGUAUGGCGGGGGUAGUCAAGAGGGCCGACAUAAAAGAAGACAAAGACGGGAAGAGUCGCGGGAUGGGGACUGUCACCUUCGACCAGCCGUUUGAGGCCGUGCAGGCCAUCUCGAUGUUCAACGGUCAGAUGCUGUUUGACAGGCCUAUGCACGUGAAGAUGGAUGACAAGUCUCUUCCUCCUGACGAUUUCCGUGGCAUGGAGAAGUCUCCGCAGCUUCCUCGGGGUCUCGGCGGGAUCGGCAUGGGGCUGGGCCCUGGGGGGCAGCCGCUCAGCGCCAGUCGAAUAGGCGGCGGCGGCGCCGGCGGCGGCAGCAGCGGGAUGGAUGGACCUGGAUACGGAGGAAUGAGCCGAAUGUCAGGGAUGGGAGGCACUGGAUCCUUUAACAGUAUGGAUGGCAUGGGCAGCUAUGGGGGCAGAGACAUGACCCCCAUGAGCAGAAUGGGAGACAUGUAUCCUUCAGCGAUGGGGGGCAUGAACCGCGACUUUGGCCGGAACGACAUGUCGAUGAGCCGGGGUAUGGGUGGCGGGAUGGGGGCCUACGGCAGUGGCAUGGCCAGUGCAGGCGGUGGGCCCAUGGGCUCCGGAUUAGGUGGUGGCAUGGACCGCAUGGGCUCCAGCUUUGACCGGGUCGGCAUGGACAUGAACCGUGGCUACGGCGGCUAUGGCACUGGCACCACCCACAUGGGUGCCGUGAUGUCAGACAGAGGCUCUGGGUCCAAGGCGGGUUGCCAGAUAUUUGUACGGAAUCUUUCCUAUGAUGUUACGUGGCAGCAGUUGAAGGAAAAAUUCAGGCAUUGUGGUCAGGUGAUGUUUGCUGAAAUAAAGAUGGAAAAUGGAAGGUCUAAGGGCUGUGGCACGGUUCGCUUUGAUUCCCCGGAGAGCGCGGAGCAGGCCUGCCGCCUGAUGAACGGCACCAAGAUCAACGGCAGGGAGGUGGACGUCCGCAUCGACCGAAAUGCCUGAAGCCCUCAGCGCCGGCCACAUCCUCACAGUCCUUCCACUUUUGGUUUUGUUUUAAAAACGCAUUGCCUCAGUCUUUGGUGUUGUAACAAUAUUAGUUAUAGUUGACAGUCCCUCUGCCUGAAUGAGUCAUGGGUGAGUUUAUAUAAUUACAUUUUUUUUUUUUUUAAAUACUUUUAAAUUUGUGGGCCACCAGUUUAUUUGAAUAAAUAAACUUUUUUUAAUUUUUA
This is a messenger RNA of Paramormyrops kingsleyae, 1992 nucleotides long. The record is from RefSeq and is a predicted model, not a curated record. NCBI's taxonomy places the organism in Eukaryota, Metazoa, Chordata, Actinopteri, Osteoglossiformes, Mormyridae.